Molecule: messenger RNA, 1632 nt
Organism: Anisakis simplex (herring worm)
Lineage: Eukaryota; Metazoa; Nematoda; Chromadorea; Rhabditida; Anisakidae
Source: the annotation of a GenBank genome assembly
AUGCUACAGUAUUCAGCGUCAAUAAAUCGUAAUGUACAUCAUGGUGGUGCACAGGUGCUACAAAAAUCAAAAUCGGGCAAGAUUGUGAGGGAUGCGCCGCAACAAGAUAUGCAGUCCACGAUAACCACUGGAGCGUUUGCUGUCAGUAAAAUGCAAAACUAUUCUUAUUUUCAGAUAGCAAAUCGGGCCGAGCAAACCCUGGUAAGCUUUCAAAAAAAGCCACCGCUAUGUUUUCGUAUCUGCAUGAGUGCCUACAAUAAAUAUGGUCUGAAACAUGUCAUACUUCUUUUGGUGUUCUUUUUCUAUACAUUUUUUGGUGCAUUCGUCUUCUUGAUCAUCGAGGCGCCCGUUCAACAUAAACUCAAAUUUCAAUGGGAAAAUAGAAUAACAGCGAAUCGAAGUGUUUUUGUUGAUGGACUUAUGAAGGAACUAUUCAAUAACUCACAGUUUUUGGUCUAUAUCAAAGGUGGUACAUCGAAACGAAUUCGAAAUCAUUUGAACCUAUCGUUCAUACGAUACGAGAAACAGUUAGGCAUAAAAUGGACCGAGCAGAAACUUGAAUGGGAUUACUGGAAUGCGGUUAUUUUUGCAGGUACCAUAUGCACAACAAUAGGUAGUUACCCAAAAUCCACGUUGGUCAUUGUUCUACGUUAUGGUCAUAUUUAUCCAUAUACAAAUCUCGGCAAAGUUCUUACCAUGAUAUACGCAUUAGGUGGUAUACCACUGGUGUUGUUGCUACUGCAAGAUCUUGGCAAAUUGCUAACCGUCUCGAUGAAAUACCCGUGGUUUCAGUUCAAACGCUGUUUGCGCAGAAUGCUCAGGUUAUUCACGAAGCAAUCGUUAACUGAAAUGGCAGCAAUUGAAUUUGAAGAACGAACGAAUUUAUACGUUUUCGAUGUACCGAUUCCAGCCGCUGUAGCGUUGAUCGUGAUAUGGUUGUGGAUAUGCGCGACUGUUUUCUGUAAUCUCGACAAGAAUUGGACACUUCUACAAGCAUUCUACUUCUUUUUCAUUUCAUUGAGUACAAUUGGACUCGGUGACCUAAUACCGUCCUCUCCACACACUCUAAUCUCGAUGUUUGGCUUUAUCGUGUUCGGUCUUUCACUUGUAUCGAUGGUUGUCAACUUAAUUCAAGCAAAAAUGCUGAAGACUUACGAUCCAGUCAAUCAAACCGAGAACACUCCGCUGUUACAGAACAACAAUGACCCCCAUCCUAACAACAGAACAGCCAAAAAACCCUUCGCUACAUUAGGUGUUAUUCAGUGUUUCGACGGUCUUAAGAAUGCAGCUGAGGGGAUGGAGAACUCUGAAGAGAUGUUGAUACCUCGACGAUUAACACGUUCAACUCAAACAGCCGUCAGUUUACCACCAUCCAAAGGGUCGCUAACAUCACAUUGCUGUGUUCAUUGGAUGACGAGUAAUCACCUGAUUGGUGCGAAUUCACCAGAUGAUGUGACUUUAUUGGUCGGCAAUACCGAGGAAUUGUUGAUGAAGGAUUUGGGUGAAACCAACUCAGAGGUGGACGACUUGAGUGGUGAUCUUGUCACUGAGAUCACGACGCUUCAAGAGGAUAGCAAUAAACCGCUGAAAUUACCGCCGUUAGCUGACCACAACGAUUGUCCAUCACUGUAA